Anarrhichthys ocellatus (wolf-eel) is the source of this 1678-nucleotide messenger RNA. Its product is annotated as zinc finger protein 708-like. Gene Ontology annotation, cellular component: nucleus. Gene Ontology annotation, biological process: regulation of transcription by RNA polymerase II. NCBI's taxonomy places the organism in Eukaryota, Metazoa, Chordata, Actinopteri, Perciformes, Anarhichadidae. The record is from RefSeq and is a predicted model, not a curated record. The transcript has 2 exons. The coding region runs from base 91 to 1350 and encodes 419 amino acids. Gene Ontology annotation, molecular function: RNA polymerase II cis-regulatory region sequence-specific DNA binding; DNA-binding transcription activator activity, RNA polymerase II-specific.
GUGAGCGCCCCCCCACAGGACACACCUACAUCCUGGUUUACGGGAGCGCUGCUGUCCACUCCACGGGUCUGCUGCUGUCUCUGCAGGGCCAUGCUAACGCUAACGCUAACGGUGAGUCUACCCGACGUCAUUCGUUACAUUUUAAACAUUUCAGCUGCUAAUUACAGACCAACUCUUCCUUUUGAUGCAGGUGAAAAUAAAACCGUCUCCUCCCCCCCUCCCCCUCCGGCCGAUGUCCCCGACCACGAGUACGCCCGGCCGCCAACAGAGGGCGGAGUCUCAGCAGCACGCGGCAGGAAACGCCGUAAAAAAGCCGCCGACUCAUCUCUGGAUGAGCCGACAGAAAGCCACCGGCGGUGUUCUCAGUGUGGGAUGCUGUUUCCAACCAGCCAGCGACUCUCGGACCACCAGAGGAAGUCCCACCCGGUGUGCUCGGUGUGCGGCGCGGCGUUCUCUGGCAUCCUGAGACUCCGCGAGCACACGAUCAAAGAGCACGGGCUGCUGCCGUACACCUGCGACUACUGCCCCAAGAGGUUCAACCACAAGGCCCACCGCGACCUGCACGUGAAGGCGCGGCACACCGGGGAGAAGACCUGCCACUGCGACGUCUGCGGUAAAGGCUACUCCGGCCUCAGCACGCUGAAGACGCACCGGACCACCCACUUCGACAAGACGUUCGUCUGCGACGUCUGCGGGAAGAGCUUCUACCACGCUGGCCACCUGACGCGGCACAAGCUGGUGCACCGGGAGGUGCGGCCGUACCGGUGCUCCACCUGCGGGAAGGGCUUCACCCAGGCCGCCAACCUGCGCAGCCACCAGGCCGUCCACACCGGAGAUAGGCCGCUCUGCUCCAUGUGCGGUAAGACGUACCGCUGCCUGAAGAGCCACAUCAUCAGCAGGCAUUCGCACGAGCUGCCCGCCGACGGGCUCGCGGCUGCGGACGCCGUCAUCGCCUGCGAGGUGUGCGGCAAGAAGUUCCCCCACCCGUCGCAGCUCAGGAUCCACCAGAGGAGCCACACGGGGGAGAAGCCCUUCCACUGCGACGUCUGCGGGAAGAGUUACGGCAUGAAGCAGCAGCUGAAGGACCACAGGUACACCCACACCGGAGAGAAACCCUACAGGUGCACCCUCUGCUCCAAGACCUUCAACCUGGCCACCAGCUUCAUGAGGCACCGCAGCAUCCACAGCGGGGAGACACCCUACAGCUGCAGCAGCUGUGGGAAACACUUCCGCCUGCUCACCUUCCUGAAGGCUCACCUGCAGACCAAAGCUCACCUGAAGCAGACGCUGACCUCUGACCUCAUCGGUUCCACUGAACAUAACAAUGGAUUUGGUGUCGCGUCUCUUUAACAGAGAAACGAACAGGAUGAGAUGAUGUUGUUCUCGUCUAUCAGCAGAUCACUGAAGUCAUAAAGGUGAUUACAUGUAUAGUACAAACACAGAGGUGGAUUAACUGCUGUACACAUCCUGUAAUCUGACCUCAGGUCUGCAUCACCGCUGGAUUACAGAGACCACCCUCAAUUACCAUGUCAAGUGGGAAUUACGUGUGAUUAGGUAUUAAAGAUUAAAGCAGAUCUGAGGUCAGAGGGCACUGAACAGCAGCAAAACAAACUCUUUCAUGUUUUUGUUAUGACUUCAAAUGAUAAUGCCUCAUAUUACAAUAAAAACAGGAACAAAG